Talaromyces stipitatus ATCC 10500 is the source of this 855-nucleotide messenger RNA. RefSeq lists its product as uncharacterized. Bases 1 to 855 code for a protein of 284 amino acids. The record is from RefSeq and is a predicted model, not a curated record. Gene Ontology annotation, molecular function: FMN binding. The transcript is spliced from 2 exons. NCBI's taxonomy places the organism in Eukaryota, Fungi, Ascomycota, Eurotiomycetes, Eurotiales, Trichocomaceae.
AUGGCCUUGGCCUUGCGGAUAAAUUUAUUUUCCAAAGGAGCCGUCAAUUUUGUAUUACAUACAUCCACUACACCAACGGGAAACUCAACCAGACCUCCCUUCGACCCCAGCAACCCCAUAAAAAUAAUCCAACCGCCAACGCCAACCUGGACCCUAGGUGACGGCGCAACCCAAAACAACAACGAGCGGAAAAACCACAUCUCAAUCAACCCGCACUCCCCAACCCGUCCGCCAAGCAAAAACUACCAAUUUCUCAUAUCAAGCAUUAUCCCGCGACCCAUCGCCUUAAUCAGCACCAAAUCAAAUGACAUGCUUAAUCUAGCACCAUUCAGUUACUUCCAAGUCAUAAACCACGACCCGCCAAUGUUCGUGGUUAGUUUUACGCCUACUAACCCCGACAAGGGUGGGAAGAAGGAGAAAGAUACACUCCGAAAUCUGAAAGAGACGGGUGAAUGUGUGAUUAAUCUUGUUUCUGAGGAUAUUCUUCAAGCUGCGAAUGCGACGUCUAUAAAUUCCCAGUACGGGGAGUCGGAGUUUGAGAUUUCGGGGCUUACGCCGCUGUUCGGUUUGGAGACUGUUUGUGUACCUCGUGUCAAAGAGGCGAUUGUUUCGAUUGAAGGACGGUUAUUAGAAACGAAAGAAAUAAAAAGUCGUGCGAAUCCGGAUCGGAAUGGAGUCACGACAUUGGCGAUUAUAGAAGGAACAAGGUUUUGGGUUCGUGAGGAUGCGAUUGAUUCCGAAGAACAGAGUGUGGUGGACGUAAAUGUGCUGAGGCCUGUCAGCAGACUAGGUGGGAAUACGUAUGGAAGGGUUACUGAGGUUGUCGAAAUUAAGAGACCGGUUGAUAGAUCGUAG